AUGAAGAAUUGGAGUUCUGGAAGGCCUCGAACGAAAGGCGUGAAGUUAGUACGAAAGCUGCCUUUUGACUGUUUUGCUGGCAGCUUACUUGUGCUUCAAGAAAGGGAGUUUAAACCCGAAUUUUGUGUCCUUUUUAGUGUAGACUUCUACCUUAAUUGUUACCUGUUUUGCUCUGACAAAGCAGAGUACUCACUUCACCAGCUCUAUCGACGCCGACGAAGGGGAAUCGGUCAUGAGGAGGAAUCAACUGAGUCCCCAGGGUAUGAAAGAGUGAUGACGAGUCGAGGAUUCUCUUCAGAAGCUGGAGAAGCGAGGCCCGAGCCCAAGCUUGUUGCCAAAGAGAAGAGUUCAAGUUCUGCAACAGGGAACUCCUGUUAUUCGACGAUGGAACAGAGCAUGAGAGAGAGAGAAUGGGAUGAGGAGUCUGGAGAUCAUUCAAAACCAACCAUCAGUGUCGAACCCAUCCCCUCGACCCCUGGAACGUCAUCAGUAGCUUCAAUGGAAGAGGACAUACCUGAAAAUCCCAAACCAAUGUUGCCAAAGUCACCUCUGUUCAUGGACAAGUACGGUGAUGAGGACCCUUUAUAG
Molecule: messenger RNA, 588 nt
Organism: Linum trigynum
Lineage: Eukaryota; Viridiplantae; Streptophyta; Magnoliopsida; Malpighiales; Linaceae
Source: the annotation of a GenBank genome assembly